AAGCUAUAAUAGCCUCAUUUGCCACUUCCCAAACAGCGCCUACAGAGACUAUGAGACAGUACGUGAAGGCGGCGGUGAUCGGAGCCGGAGUCGCCGGCCUCGUCGCCGCCCGCGAGCUUCAAAGAGAAGGCCACCGAGUCACCAUCUUCGAAAAAUUGCACCAACUCGGCGGCUCAUGGGUUUACGAUCCCCGAGUUGAAGAUGACCCACUUGGGCUCGACUCAGACAGAGAGAUUGUUCACAGCAGUGUUUAUCUCUCGCUUCGCACGAAUCUUCCCAGACACAUAAUGGGUUUUUCCGACUACCCAUUCAGGAAAAUUGGGGAUCCGAGGAAUUUUCCAGGGCAUGAAGAGGUGGUUUCGUUUUUGAACGAGUUUGCGAGGGAGUUUGGACUCGUUGAGUUGAUUCGGUUGGAGACUGAGGUUGUACGAGUUGAGGCUGUUGUUGACUCGGUGUGGGUGGUUGAGUCGAGAACGAGUGGGGUGAGUUUGGAGGAGGUUUUUGAGGCUGUGGUGGUUUGUAAUGGUCAUCAUACUGAACCCAGGUUGGCCAAUCUUCCAGGUAUAGAGAGAUGGGCCGGAAAGCAAGUGCAUAGUCACAAUUAUCGUAUUCCUGAACCAUUUCGAGAUCAAGUUGUGGUUAUGAUUGGAGAUGGACCGAGUGCGCAUGAUAUAUCUAGGGAUAUUGCAACAGUGGCCAAAGAAGUUCAUCUCUCAUCAAGAUCCCCUGAUGUUGAAGUCUCAAAAUUAAAUAACCACAACAAUGUUUGGCAGCAUUCAAAGAUUGACCAGGUCUAUGAAGAUGGUACAGUAUCAUUUCAGGAUGGAAUUUCCGUCUGCUCAGAUGUCAUUUUCCAUUCUACUGGGUACAAAUACCAUUUUCCAUUUCUUAGAACAAAUGGAAUUGUAAGUGUUGAAGACAACCGUGUUGGACCACUCUACAAACAUGUCUUCCCCCCACAGCUUAGUCCUCAGCUUUCUUUCAUUGGCAUACCUUAUAGGGCAAUCUUGUUUCAUAUGAUGGAAUUGCAAUCGAAGUGGGUAGCACAAGUUUUAUCUGGUAAGGUGCAUUUGCCAUCCAAAGCGGAGAUGUUGGCUGAUGUUCAACAACAUUACCAGCGCAUGGAGGAAUGCGGGAUCCCCAAGCACCAUACCCAUCGUCUUCAUCCGAAUGAGUUGCAGUUUGAGUACCUAGACUGGCUUGCUGCUCAAGUGGGAGUACUCCCGGUGGAGGAGCGGCUGAGGGAGAUAUAUUGGCAAGUCUAUCAAACCACUUCCAGCCCGACAGGCCACACGUUUAGAGACGAAUGGGUUUGCCCUACACAGAAAAGCAAUUAACAUGGCCUUGUUUUGUAAGAGUGAAAUUUCACAGACAGAACUAUCGAAGCAAUAUAUUGGUGGUGGUGUUUGGCAAGGGUUAUUCUAGCUUUUUUUUA
Molecule: messenger RNA, 1435 nt
Organism: Camellia sinensis
Lineage: Eukaryota; Viridiplantae; Streptophyta; Magnoliopsida; Ericales; Theaceae
Product: flavin-containing monooxygenase FMO GS-OX5
Molecular function (GO): NADP binding; flavin adenine dinucleotide binding; N,N-dimethylaniline monooxygenase activity
Source: RefSeq, a predicted model, not a curated record